GCAAAUCCACAAACUUGCACACUUUUCUUAUUCCUUUUUCCAACGAAUUUCUCAUCGAAAAGAUCCGCAGGGAAAAAAAGAUAAUGUUCACAACACGCCUUGUCGUCAAAGCCAUUUGGGCAUCAAGAUUUGCCGUCAACAAUGCAACGCUUGCUCAACGCCGCAGUGUACAUGAUAUCAAUUUACCUCAUCAUGAAGAUCACGUCGCCGCUGCUUCCGAAUACACACGACAUCUUCAACACCUCCUCGCAAUCAAAGAAUCAGAAAUCAAAGAAAAAGAUACCAUCAUCUCUACUCUGCGGGCUCAGAAAAUAGAACAAAACCAACAAACCCGCACCCAAACAACCACCAAGCCCACUGAAAAUAACGAUAACCCCAACAACGCCCAAAACAACACUACCAUCUGGACAGGAGGAAUGACAGAUACAGAUGGUUUCGGAGCUGGAUGGAGAGGGAAAGGUUGGGAUAAACCAGUAAAAAGGAAGGAAGGUAGGAUGAGGGAAUUGAUGAGGGGGAUGACUGGGGAGGAGAGGGAGAGGUAUGAUCAUCUUUAGGGAUUGUUGGUUUGGUUUGGGAUAGGACAAUGGGGUUGGAAAGUGGAUAGGGAGGUGGAUGGGGGAGGUGGAAGUUGAGAUCAACAAAGACGUUUUCCGCCAUCAAAGUUGCAGAAAUCUGAUUUCUUGAAAUUAGAUGUUGCUGUGAGGGUUGAUGGGUUUUUCUCGGAUUAGAAGAGGUAGUAAGUAGUGAUGGCCGUUGAUCUAGUAAGAACGCAAGAACCUUUAUCUAGAAGCUGCGACGAACGAGUGUCGUUAUGUUACCAUUAUCUCAUUAAUCAGACAGCUCGAACAUGAGUCGCGCGGACGGAGCACGGGCCACAAGUGG
Aureobasidium pullulans EXF-150 is the source of this 882-nucleotide messenger RNA. RefSeq lists its product as uncharacterized. The record is from RefSeq and is a predicted model, not a curated record. Bases 84 to 554 code for a protein of 156 amino acids. NCBI's taxonomy places the organism in Eukaryota, Fungi, Ascomycota, Dothideomycetes, Dothideales, Saccotheciaceae. The transcript has a single exon.